Carassius carassius (crucian carp) is the source of this 3496-nucleotide messenger RNA. RefSeq names its product neural cell adhesion molecule 1-like. Gene Ontology annotation, molecular function: protein binding. Gene Ontology annotation, cellular component: membrane. The coding region runs from base 193 to 3210 and encodes 1005 amino acids. Lineage: Eukaryota; Metazoa; Chordata; Actinopteri; Cypriniformes; Cyprinidae. The record is from RefSeq and is a predicted model, not a curated record. Gene Ontology annotation, biological process: cell adhesion. The transcript is spliced from 20 exons.
AUUCAUGUUUUGCGUGCUGCGGCUCUUGUCACUCAUUCGCUGUGCUGCUCGGAGCGCAUUCUGUGUCAACGGCUGAGGACCAAUUCAUGAUAUUACAGCAACCUGAAACGGGCAAAGCAUCGGCGUCUUUAAGAUAAUAACUGAACCAACUCUACCUAUUCUACACGGAGCAUACCUUUGGAAGAAAUUGCAAUGCUUCAGAUAAGGGAUCUCAUUUGGGCAUUGCUUUUCUUUGGUUAUGCAGCUGCCUUGCAAGUGGAAAUCACUCCAGUCCAGGGAGAGAUCAGCGUGGGAGAAUCCAAAUUCUUUUUGUGUGAAGUUGUUGGAGAUGCUAAGGAAAUAGACUGGUUUGCACCCAACGGGGAGAAGCUCCUGCCAGGCAGACCAGACAUCAGUAUCAGCAAGAAUGACGAGUUCUCGUCCACGCUCACAAUCUACAAUGCCAACGUCGACCAUGCGGGCAUGUACAAGUGUGUGGCGAAAAGUGGGGACAAGGAAUCUCAGGGCACUGUCAUCGUAAAAAUUUUCCAGAAACUCACUUUCCAAAAUGCUCCAUCACCUCAAGAGUUCAACGAAGGCGAUAACGCUGACAUCAUCUGUGACGUCAUCGGCUCGCCGCCCCCAACUAUCAUCUGGAUGUAUAAAAAAAACAAAAUCCAGCCCGAGACUGAUGUCCGUUUCAAGGUCUUAAACAACAACCACCUCCAGAUCCGCGGCAUCAAAAAGACAGAUGAGGGUGCUUACACCUGUGAGGGCCGCAUCAUGGCCCGUGGAGAAGUCGACCUCAGGGUCAUCAAGGUCAUUGUCAAUGUUCUGCCGACUAUCAGGAAGCGCUACACUGUUCUUAAUGCCACUGCAGACAUCAACCAGGCCAUGACGUUGGCCUGUUACGCAGAUGGCUACCCAGAACCAUCAGUCACGUGGGCACGAGGUAAUAUCGUGCUGGAAUCAGAUGGAAAGUACAGUCUGACUGAAGAUGGGUCGGAGUUGACCAUCAAAGGCGUCACUAAGCUCGAUGAAGGAGAUUACCAGUGCAUCGCUAGAAACAAGGCUGGAGAGAAGAGUGAGGAAGUCUCACUCAAUGUGUUUGUGCAACCCAAGAUCACAUUCCUAGAAAACCAGACGGCCUCUGAAUUGGAGGAGCAGAUCACUCUAACUUGUGAGGCCACGGGUGAUCCCACCCCCAACAUCAUCUGGAGCUUUGGUCGCCGGGUCUUCACAGAGAAUGAGCAGGCUUCAUGGACUCGACCUGAGAAACACAAGAGUCUGGAUGGUAACGUGAUCGUCCGCAGUGAUGCCCGUGUGUCCUCUCUGACUCUGAAAUACGUGCAGUUCACCGAUGCCGGCCAGUACCUCUGCACUGCCCGCAACUCCAUCGGUCAGGACAUCCAGAGCAUGUACCUGGAAGUGCGCUAUGCUCCAAAGAUCCAAGGCCCUGCGGCGGUGUUCACCUGGGAUGGUAAUCCAGCUAACAUCACCUGCGAGGCCCUUGCUCACCCGGCCGCCUCCGUUUUGUGGUUCCGUGAUGGCCUAAUGCUGCCUAGCGCUAAUACCACCAACGUCAAGAUCUACCAUACUCCUUCUGCCAGCUUCCUGGAGGUCACUCCGGAGUCCCAGAACGACUUUGGCAGUUACAACUGUACAGCUACCAAUGUCAUCGGCACAGAGUCAAAGGAAUUCAUUUUGGUUCAAGCAGAUGUGCCUUCGGCCCCCUCUAUCGAGCGUGUGGAGCCGUAUUCCAGCACAGCAAUGGUGGAGUUUGAUGAGCCUGCCUCCAGUGGAGGAGUGCCUAUCCUCAAGUACAAGGCUAAAUGGAGAAUAGCAGGCCAAGACUGGACUGACAGAGAGUAUGAAGUUGAAGAUGGUCUCAACUCGAUCACCAUUGAUGGGCUGAAGCCAGAGACCACGUAUGAGGUCAAGAUAUCAGCCAUCAACGGCAAGGGUGAAGGAGAGAGCAGCCCACCUGAGAGCUUUAAAACCCAACCUGUCCGGGAACCUAAUCCUCCUAAACUGGAGGCAAAGAGACUGUCCAAAGGCAAUGAGAUGAAGGUCCACUGGAUCAAGCAGGAUGAUGGGGGCUCUCCCAUCAAAUACUAUGUAGUGCGCUACAAAGCUAAGAAUCGCCAGGACUGGAAUCCGGAGAUUCGCCUGCCCAACAACAGGGAGUACGUUGUUCUGCCAGGUCUGGAAUGGAACACGGAGUACGAGGUCUCCGUCAUUGCCGAAAACCAGCGAGGACAAUCUGAUCCCGGCACACUCUCCUUCAGGACCUUACCAGAACCCACCGCCAUCCCAGAAACCAGCUCAGGGUUGGGCACCGGGGCUAUCGUGGGCAUCCUCAUCGUGGUCUUCGUCCUGCUCCUCUUCGGCGUGGACGUCACAUGCUACUUCCUCAACAAGUGCGGCCUCCUCAUGUGCAUCGCUGUCAACUUCUGCGGCAAGUCUGGGCCCUCUGCCAAAGAGAAGGAUAUCGAGGAGGGAAAAGCCGCUUUCACUAAGGAUGAAUCUAAGGAGCCCAUUGUGGAGGUAAGGACUGAGGAGGGACACACACCAAACCAUGAAGGAGGAGGACCCACCGAACCCAAUGAGACCACCCCUUUGACAGACCCUGAGCACGCUGCUGACACCACAGCAACAGUAGUGGACUUGCUUCCCUCUGUAACCACUAACUCAGACCCUGGCACUGACAGUCCUACUAGCGAUAGCACCACCCUUACCUCAAGCACUGCCCCUGCAGCCAACCCUAAAGCGGUCCCUAAAGCUACCCCCCAGUCCAGCACCCCCAAACCUAGCAUCACCUCACCCACCUCCCCACAAGCUGCUCCUGCAGCCGUGGCCCCUCUGGUGGACCUGAGCGAUACACCCUCCAACCAGACCUCAAAGUCCUUAGAUGCCCCCCAGCCGUCUGAUUCAACCCCUGCAGAUCCGGCCAAAGCCAAUGGCCAGAGCCCGGCUGAGCCGGCCAAUUCCCCCCAAAGUAAGGACUCUCAGGUACAGGGAGAAGCCCACCAGACCACAGAUAGUGACCUUGCCAAGGAUGCACAGGGCAAGCCCUCCAGCGCACUGUCCGCACCCAACCAGGACGAUGGUAAAAUUGUAGUAGAUGACAAAAGUAAAACACCAGACAUGGAGGUAAAGAAAAACCCGGUGGAGGUGAAGACAGUCCCUAAUGAAGCCCCCCAGAUGAACGGCAAUGAGAGCAAAGCAUGAUCCGGAAUGGGCGGCGAACAACAGUCACAGACAGACAGCACCACACCACCACCACAUCUCAAAUACAUGGGGUUCUUUCUUCAGUGUCUUUAAGUUCACAGAACAAAACACGUCAAGAUGUAUAGAGCGCAUAAAGAGCUCGCACAUAUGCCUUUUGUUUUAUACUUUUCGAUUGUUUCUACCAUUGAAGCCUUUCUUUUUUUUCUCCAUCAAUGCAAGAAGGAAAGAUUCUUUUCCUCUAGUGCAGUCUCCUUGACCUCUGUAAGUAAGAUCAGUGACUUCAAAU